AUGCAUAUAUAAAUGCAUCUCAUAUUAGUUCAUUCUCUCAGUGAAAGUUCAAUUAAAAAUUUUUUUAUAAUACAAAUAUAAUAAAUAUAAAUUCUUUUCUUUUUUUAACAUAUUAAUUAUUAUUUUUAUAUAAUUAGUGCAAAAUAUGUUUUUUAUAAUUGUAUAUAUUUAUUGAAAUUAUAUAUUUAUAUAUUAUAUAUUAUAUAUUCAUGUUUUCAAAUUUAAAAUUUAAUUUUUAUAAAUUUAUAUAUAUUUUCAAAUAAAAUUAGAAUUUUCAAAUAUUUUUAUAUCUAGAAUGAUAUAUAGAUAAAAAAUUUUAAAAUAAAUUUAAAAACUUUUAAAAUAUCUCACGUGAUAUAUUUCACCGAAAAAGCAUCUCAAAAUCCAUAUAACAACGUAAGAGUGCUUUAAGUAUCGUGCCAACAAUUCUAUGUAUUUUUAGUGUAUUUCACGGCACUGCUGUCUUUGUUAUAUCGUUGUGGAGAGAGGACGGAUAUUGUCUAAAAUACGCUUAUAUAUUUGAACUUUUUAUUUUUUUAUUUUUUAUUUAUUUAUUUAUUUAUUUAUUUAUUUAUUUAUUUAUUUAUUAAUUUCGGUUUAUUCACAUAGAAUCAAUAGUGUGGUUAUAAUUUCAUUUCAUCAAUAAUAGUGACAGUUUUUAUCAUAUAUAAAAAAUAAUAAAAAACACAGCAUUGACUUACUUAAUUUUUUACAUGUGUAAAACUUUAAUAACAUACUAUUUAUUUACUUAUUCGCGUUGUUUGUACGUAUAAAAUACACAGACAACAUUCAACAAGUGGUCGUUUGAUAUGUGUAUCAUCCCCACCAUUAAUUGAUCGUCUACAUAGCUCAGUCAUUCGCGAUAGACAGUGAAGAGAAGCAUUACCGCAGUAAAAGUACUACAUAAUAACAUAUAUGUUUAUAUGUAAUGAUUCUAUAUGAAUCCAUAUAAAAAUAAUAGAUGAAUAUAAGUGUGAUUAUAUAUAUAAAUAUUAAGUUAAAAAAAUGGCUAUGGAUCGAACAAUGUAUGGAAAAAUAGAACCAAGUGCUAUCUAUCAACCCUAUAAAAUCACCAUCAAAAAAGGUUCACCACCAGGAUAUGCAUUGCUGGCAGAUCUUCAGAAUACAGUAUCAUCGGAAGGAAAUCAUGUCGGUAGUAAUGCGACUCCUGGUUACGGAUCACUGAACGGCGCACGGACUACCGGCUAUAGAUCCUACGAUAAUCGAACUUCUCCUCUUCCGCCGCAAUCGCCAACUUAUCAAAAUCGCGAAGCUAUCGAGGAAAGCAUCGCGAAAAGUAGCGGAGGAGGAAAAAUGCCUUCUUUAAACAACAAUCUGUCGGAAUUGGACACGUUGCUCCAAGAUUUAAGCAACGCCCAUUAUAAUGCUCAUUAUCAGGAAAGAGAAAAUCGUAUUUCCUCGAGUGGAAUGAAUGGAGACUCUAGUCCAAUGCUUCGUUCUCCAAGUAGCAUGUCAGCCUCGAGACCUACCGUCGAUUCAUUGCUCGAGGAGUUGAGUACCGCGGUACCAAACGGAGAUUAUCCUUCCGAUGGAAGAGUGAAAGUUACCAUACAGGAAACGUCGACGGAGAUCCAGCCCGUCUAUGACGGUUAUCCUUCUAGACAACACGGAUCGUUAAAUCGUAGCGAAGUCCAGAGAAGUUAUAGUAAUGGUCACACUGCCAGUAACGCUACCAAGGAACUAGAUGAUUUAAUGGCCUCUCUAUCCGAAUUUAAGAUCAAUAGUAGUUCCCAUCAACAUCAAACAGUGACUGAUUCUCCAUACGCUAAACCGAACAAAGCGACCAAAAGUUCGCAAAGCCCGUUGCCAUCCGAGGGCACGCAAACUAGAAUUCAUAUCACCGAAACUCACACCACUCAUCACUACCAACAGCAACACGGAGAACCUUAUCCACCACAGCCAGCGACUCAGACCAAACAGAAUCAAUUGGAUUCUAUGCUAGGAAAUCUUCAAGCCGAUAUGAGUCGUCAAGGAGUGAAUACUACGCAAAAAGGAUGCUGCAGCGCUUGCGAAAAACCUAUCGUGGGACAAGUGAUCACUGCUCUAGGAAAAACUUGGCAUCCAGAACAUUUCACAUGCACGCACUGCAAUCAGGAACUGGGCACGCGAAAUUUCUUCGAAAGAGAAGGACACCCGUAUUGCGAGCCUGAUUAUCACAAUCUUUUUUCUCCACGUUGCGCCUACUGUAAUGGCCCCAUUCUAGACAAAUGUGUAACCGCUUUGGAAAAAACUUGGCAUACGGAACACUUCUUUUGCGCUCAGUGUGGCAAACAAUUUGGAGAAGAGGGAUUUCACGAGCGGGACGGAAAGCCCUACUGCCGAGAGGAUUACUUCGAUAUGUUCGCUCCAAAAUGCGGUGGAUGCAAUCGUGCCAUUAUGGAGAAUUAUAUAUCGGCCUUAAACAGUCAAUGGCAUCCAGACUGUUUCGUUUGCAGGGAUUGUAGACAAAAAUUCCAAGGUGGCUCAUUUUUUGAUCACGAAGGUUUACCUUAUUGCGAAACUCAUUAUCAUGCUAAAAGAGGAUCCCUUUGUGCAGGAUGUCAUAAACCAAUUACAGGUCGUUGUAUAACCGCUAUGUUCCGGAAAUUUCAUCCCGAACAUUUCGUAUGCGCGUUUUGUUUAAAACAAUUGAACAAAGGUACUUUUAAAGAACAAAAUGAUAAACCAUACUGUCAUGGAUGUUUCGAUAAGUUGUUCGGUUAAAAUUAUUAUAAAGUAUUCAUAUUUGUAACAUAAAAACGAACAAGCUAUUCUGCUUGGCAUUACAUAUUUAUAGACUGCUCAUGUAUGUCUAUACCGCAUAGAAUAUGUAAUCGCUUUAAUCGUUAUGCAGAAAUACGUAUUUCACGAUUUAAACUUCUCGUUGUAACCCAAGGCAGCCUUUGAAAAUUUUUAUAAAUCUCAAUAUGCAAAUGGUGCAACAAUUUAAUUAUAUGUCAUGUAUUGUUAUAUAUUCUUAUCAUAAGAAUAAGAUAAUAGCUGUAGUCCUUUGUAUCUUCCAUCGUCCGAAGUAUGGAGCAUGUUACUAAUAUUUUUAUGUAUAUUUUAUAUUACGUAUUUCGUAUUGACUGUACAAUCAAAGAAUUAUUAAAGGGUGCUAAUUAUUAGCUUAUUUUUACUAAUAACAUAUUCGUUGACAUAUUCAAGAAAAAAAAAUUAUUCGAAAGAAAAAUAUUUAUGUGAAAUUGCUAAACAUUCGCUGUUUUUGAUAGGUUUGAUAUACCAGUUUGAAAAAUAUUUAUAUUUAUAUCUGAAAUACAUAGUUAAGACAUUAGUAUUUGUCGAAUUUCUAUUGAAUAUUCGCAAAAAAUAUAUCUAACGAAUUAAUCAAAAACAAAAUACUUGAUAAAUACAUAAUGUAAAACAGUAAAAAUAUAAGUUAAAAAAUUAA
Apis cerana (Asiatic honeybee) is the source of this 3412-nucleotide messenger RNA. RefSeq names its product paxillin (gene Pax). The record is from RefSeq and is a predicted model, not a curated record. NCBI's taxonomy places the organism in Eukaryota, Metazoa, Arthropoda, Insecta, Hymenoptera, Apidae.